Molecule: messenger RNA, 10031 nt
Organism: Oryzias latipes (Japanese medaka)
Lineage: Eukaryota; Metazoa; Chordata; Actinopteri; Beloniformes; Adrianichthyidae
Source: RefSeq, a predicted model, not a curated record
CACACACACACACACACACAUCCAGGCAGCAGCCGCCGCUCUCUCACGCUGCCCGGACACUCGGAAAUUUCCCCGAGCAGCGCAGGAUAUCUGAGCGCCGGGAGCGGGGCAGCCUCUCCGCCGGCUCAUGCGCGUCUCCCCGGGGCUGGCUCGGACGGUUGGUGCCCUAGUAGAGCAUCUGGAGGUGCUAGGAUCAGCAGACAUCCAAAAGGUCUCUCAGCAAUAAGCUGUAGCUGCAGCCCCUCCCAACUCAGCUGUCAAAGAUGGUGGCGUUGUCGCUAAAAAUCUGCGUGCGCCAGUGCAAUGUUGUGAAGACGAUGCAGUUUGAGCCCUCCACAGCCAUUUAUGAUGCCUGCAGGAUCAUCAGAGACCGGGUUCCAGAGGCUCAAACGGGACAGGCAUCCGACUAUGGUCUGUUUCUGUCGGAUGAAGACCCCAGAAAAGGCAUCUGGCUGGAGUCUGGAAGGACACUGGACUACUACAUGCUCCGUAAUGGGGACAUUCUUGAGUAUAAGAAAAAGCAAAGACCUCAGAAAAUCAAAAUGUUGGAUGGCGCCGUCAAAACCAUCAUGGUGGAUGACUCUAAAACAGUGGGGGAGCUGCUUGUAACCAUAUGCAGUAGAAUAGGUAUCACGAACUAUGAGGAAUAUUCUCUGAUUCAGGAGACGGUGGAAGAAAAGAAGGAGGACGGAACGGGAACACUAAAGAAAGACCGCACACUGCUGCGCGAUGAGAGGAAGAUGGAGAAGCUGAAAGCAAAACUGCACACAGACGACGACUUAAACUGGCUGGACCACAGCCGAACGUUCAGAGAGCAGGGAGUGGACGACAACGAGACUCUUCUGCUCAGACGCAAGUUCUUCUACUCUGACCAGAACGUAGACUCUCGAGAUCCGGUCCAGCUCAACCUGCUCUAUGUUCAGGCUCGAGAUGAUAUCCUUAAUGGUUCUCACCCAGUGUCAUUUGACAAAGCCUGUGAGUUUGCAGGCAUUCAGGCCCAGAUCCAGUUUGGAUCUCACAUAGAGCACAAACACAAGCCCGGCUUCUUAGAUUUGAAGGAGUUUCUUCCUAAAGAGUAUAUAAAGCAGAGAGGAGCUGAGAAGAAAAUCUUUCAGGAGCACAAGAACUGUGGAGAAAUGACUGAAAUUGAGGCGAAAGUAAAAUAUGUAAAACUGGCGAGAUCCCUGCGCACGUAUGGAGUCUCCUUCUUCUUGGUCAAGGAAAAGAUGAAGAGUAAAAACAAGCUGGUGCCACGCCUCCUGGGCAUCACCAAAGAGUCUGUGAUGAGGGUGGACGAGAAAACCAAAGAUGUAGUUCAGGAGUGGCCGCUCACCACUGUGAAGAGGUGGGCAGCUUCACCCAAGAGCUUUACCUUGGACUUUGGGGAGUAUCAGGAGAGCUACUACUCUGUGCAGACCACUGAAGGGGAACAGAUCUCCCAGCUCAUUGCAGGUUACAUCGACAUCAUUCUCAAAAAGAAACAAAGCAAAGAUCGCUUUGGAUUGGAAGGUGAUGAGGAGUCAACCAUGCUGGAAGAAUCUGUAUCCCCGAAAAAGUCCACUAUCCUGCAGCAGCAGUUUAACCGCGUGGGCCGGGUGGAGCACGGCUCUGUGGCAUUACCUGGAGUGAUCCGGUCCGGCUCCAUUGGCACAGAGUCCCUCACUUUAGGAACCAUGCCUUCUCCGCAACAGCAGAUCACAAUGGGCCAGAUGCAUCGUGGACACAUGCCACCACUGAGUUCAGCCCAGCAGGCUCUCAUGGGAACCAUCAACACUAGUAUGCAGGCUGUGCAGAAGGCCCAGAUAGACCUGGGAGAGGUCGACAACCUCCCACCACUCGGGCAGGACAUGGCAUCCAAGGUGUGGAUCCAGAACAAGAUGGAUGAAUCCAAGCAUGAAAUUCACUCCCAGGUGGACGCCAUCACUGCAGGAACGGCCUCCGUCGUAAACCUCACAGCUGGUGAUCCCACCGACACAGACUACACAGCAGUGGGCUGUGCCAUCACCACCAUCUCCUCCAACCUGACUGAAAUGUCCAAGGGUGUGAAGCUGCUGGCUGCACUGAUGGAGGACGACGUGGGAGGAGGCAACGACCUAAUGAAGGCCGCCAGGACGCUUGCUGGGGCUGUGUCUGACCUGCUGAAGGCUGUGGAGCCAGCUUCUGGAGAGCCUCGUCAGACCGUGCUGACAGCGGCAGGAAGCAUCGGUCAGGCCAGCGGGGACCUCCUGCGCCAGAUUGGAGAGAACGAAACAGACGAAAGGUUCCAGGAUGUUUUAAUGAACCUGGCUAAAGCUGUGGCCAAUGCAGCAGCUAUGCUGGUGCUGAAAGCCAAGAACGUCGCUCAGGUUGCAGAGGACACAGUCCUGCAGAACCGGGUCAUUGCUGCCGCCACACAAUGUGCCCUAUCCACCUCCCAGCUGGUGGCGUGUGCAAAGGUGGUGAGUCCAACCAUCAGCUCCCCGGUUUGCCAGGAGCAGCUGAUCGAAGCGGGAAAACUUGUGGACCGCUCAGUGGAGAGCUGCAUCCAGGCCUGCCUGUCGGCCACAGAAGAUGGUGAGCUUCUCAAACAGGUGAGCGCCGCAGCCAGCGUGGUGAGUCAGGCUCUGGCCGAUUUGCUACAACACGUCCGCCAGUACACCUCCAGGGGAGAGCCGAUCGGACGCUACGACCAGGCCACGGAUACGAUCAUGACCGUCACAGAGAGCAUUUUCAUCUCCAUGGGGGACGCGGGAGAGAUGGUGCGUCAGGCUCGUGUUUUGGCUCAGGCCACCUCUGACCUGGUGAACGCCAUGAGGUCUGAUGCUGAAGCUGAGGUAGACGUCGACAACUCUAAGAAGCUCCUGGCAGCUGCUAAAUUGCUGGCAGAUGCUACUGCAAGGAUGGUGGAGGCUGCAAAGGGAGCUGCAGCAUAUCCAGAAAACGAGGAUCAGCAGCAGAGACUGAGAGAGGCGGCAGAAGGUCUGCGCGUGGCCACCAACGCCGCUGCUCAAAAUGCCAUCAAGAAGAAACUGAUCAACAGGCUGGAGAAUGCUGCAAAACAAGCUGCUGCUGCAGCUACACAGACGAUUGCUGCUGCUCAGAAUGCCGCUGCCUCCAACAAGAACACAGCUGCCCACCAGCAGCUGGUGCAGAGCUGUAAGGCAGUGGCAGACCACAUCCCACAACUUGUCCAGGGAGUCAGAAGCAGUCAGGCCAAACCAGAGGACCUGAGUGCUCAACUUGCCCUCAUCAUUGCCAGCCAGAACUUCCUACAGCCUGGUAGUAAGAUGGUGACUUCGGCCAAGUCAUCUGUUCCCACGGUUACGGAUCAGGCAGCCGCAAUGCAACUGGGCCAGUGUGCCAAAAACCUGGCCACUUGUCUGGCUGAGCUGAGGACAGCUGCACAGAAGGCCCAUGAAGCUUGUGGCCCGAUGGAAAUCGAUUCUGCCCUCACUGCAAUUCAAACACUGAGAAGUGAGCUGCAAGAUGCCAAACUGGCUGCAACAACCACCCAGCUGAAACCUCUGCCUGGAGAAUCUCUGGAGAAAUGUGCUCAGGAUUUGGGCAGCACCUCAAAGUCAGUCGGAUCCUCCAUGGCCCAGCUGCUCACCUGUGCGGCUCAAGGAAAUGAGCAUUUCACUGGAAUAGCAGCUCGAGAGACGGCUCAGGCGCUGAAAACUCUUGCCCAGGCGGCCCGCGGGGUCGCCGCUUCCAUCACCGACCCCAAGGCUUCAGCUGCCAUGCUGGACUCGGCUCGUGAUGUUAUGGAAGGGUCAGCUCUUCUUAUUCAUGAGGCCAAGCAGGCGCUGAUUUCCCCUGCAGAUGCAGAGAGUCAGCAGCGACUGGCACAGGUGGCCAAAGCUGUCUCUCACUCCCUGAACAACUGUGUCAACUGUCUGCCUGGCCAGAAGGAUGUGGACAUGGCACUAAAGAGCAUUGGGGAGGCCAGUAAGAAGCUCCUGAUGGAUGCUAUCCCCCCGGCCAACAAAUCCUUCCAGGAGGCCCAGAACGAGCUCAACCAGACUGCAGCCGACCUGAACCAGUCUGCAGGCGAGGUGGUGACUGCCACUCGAGGCUCCAGCAGCCAGCUGGCUGUGGCCUCUGGAAAGUUCAGCCAUGACUUUGAUGAAUUCCUGGAUGCCGGCAUUGAGAUGGCUGGUCAUACGCAGAAAAAGGAUGACCAGGUUCAAGUGAUCAGUAACCUGAAGAACAUCUCCAUGGCUUCAAGUAAACUGUUGCUGGCUGCUAAAAGUCUCUCUGUGGAUCCAGCAGCAGCCAACGCCAAAAAUCUGUUAGCUGCCGCUGCAAGAGCUGUGACUGACAGCAUCAACCAGCUGAUCACGCUGUGCACACAGCAGGCGCCCGGCCAGAAGGAGUGUGACAACGCCCUGAGAGAGCUGGAGGCUGUGAGAGGAAUGCUGGACAACCCCAGUGAACCGGUCAAUGACCUGUCUUACUUUGACUGCAUCGAGAGUGUGAUGGAGAACUCCAAGGUCCUCGGUGAGUCCAUGGCUGGUAUAUCCCAGAACUGCAAGAUCAGCGACGUGACUGCGUUUGGUGACAGCGUGGGCUCGGCCUCCAAAGCCCUUUGUGGCCUCACUGAAGCCGCCGGGCAGGCUUCCUACCUAGUGGGCGUGUCUGAUCCUAACAGCCAGGCAGGACACCAGGGUCUGGUGGACCCCAUCCAGUUUGCCAAAGCCAACCAGGCAAUCCAGAUGGCCUGCCAGAAUCUUGUGGACCCAGAAAGCAGUCCCUCCCAGGUGCUCUCCGCCGCCACCAUCGUUGCUAAACACACCUCAGCGUUGUGCAACGCCUGCCGUCUGGCGUCCUCCAAGACCACUAACCCAGUUGCUAAGAGGCACUUUGUCCAGUCAGCCAAAGAGGUUGCCAACAGCACUGCCAACCUGGUCAAAACCAUAAAGGCUUUGGACGGAGAUUUCUCAGAGGAGAACAGGAGCAGGUGUCAAGUUGCCACAACUCCAUUAAUAGAAGCUGUGGAGAACCUCACAACAUUUGCUUCCAACCCUGAGUUUGCCAGUGUGCCAGCUCAAAUCAGCAACGAGGGCUCAGCUGCUCAGGAACCAAUCAUCCAAUCAGCGCGCUCCAUGCUGGACAGCUCCACCCUCCUUCUUAAAACUGCACGCUCAUUGGCUCUCAACCCAAAAGACCCGCCGACGUGGUCUGUUCUGGCUGGUCACUCUCGAACCGUCUCCGACUCCAUAAAGAGUUUGAUCACAGCUAUUCGAGACAAAGCCCCCGGCCAGCGGGAAUGUGACUCUUCCAUCGAUAAUAUUAACAAAUGUAUCCGGGACAUUGAACAGGCCUCUCUGGCAGUUGUCAGCCAGAACUUGCCCAGCAGGGACGACAUCUCACUGGAGGCCUUGCAGGAGCAGCUGACAUCCACUGUGCAGGAAAUUGGCCACUUAAUUGACCCCGUUUCCACAGCUGCCAGGGGCGAAGCUUCCCAACUAGGACACAAGGUGACCCAGCUGGCUGGUUACUUUGAGCCCCUCAUCAAAGCCUCUGUGGGCGUGGCCUCCAAGCUGAACGACCACCAGCAGCAGAUGACUUUCCUGGAUCAAACCAAGACUCUGGCUGAGUCUGCACUGCAGAUGCUCUAUGCUGCCAAGGAAGGUGGAGGAAACCCAAAGGCAUCCCAUACCCAUGAUGCCAUAGCAGAGGCAGCUCAGCUCAUGAAGGAGGCGGUGGAUGACAUCAUGGUGACACUUAAUGAGGCUGCCAGUGAGGUGGGCAUGGUUGGAGGAAUGGUGGAGUCCAUCGCUGAGGCCAUGGCAAAGCUGGAUGAGGGCACGCCACCUGAGGAUGAGGGUUCUUUUGUAGACUACCAGACCAGCAUGGUGAAACACUCCAAGGCUAUAGCAGUCACUGCUCAGGAAAUGAUGACAAAGUCUGUGACGAGUCCAGACGAGUUGGGGGCCCUGGCCUCUCAGGUGACCGUGGACUACAGCCAGCUGGCGGUUCAGGGGCGGCUGGCGUCCCACACUGCAGAGCCGGAAGAGAUUGGAUUCCAGAUCAAGACUAGAGUCCAGGAGCUCGGUCACGGCUGCAUCUACCUGGUUCAGAAGGCUGGAGCUCUGCAGAUCAGCCCCACUGACAGCUUCACCAAGAGGGAACUCAUUGAAUGUGCUCGUGCAGUUACAGAGAAGGUGUCCUUGGUGCUUUCAGCGCUGCAGGCUGGCAACAAAGGAACUCAGGCCUGCAUCACAGCUGCCAGCGCAGUGUCCGGCAUCAUUGCUGACCUGGACACCACCAUCAUGUUUGCUUCAGCUGGCACUCUCAAUGCAGAGAACGAUGAAUCUUUCGCUGACCACAGGGAGAACAUCCUGAAGACGGCUAAAGCUCUGGUCGAGGACACAAAGAUGCUUGUGUCCGGCGCUGCUUCCGGUCAGGAGAGGUUAGCGCAGGCCGCCCAGUCUUCUGCCAAAACCAUUACUCAGCUCACAGAUGUGGUCAAGCUAGGAGCUGCCAGCAUUGGCUCAGAUGACCCUGAGACACAGGUGGUUCUGAUUAAUGCUGUGAAAGAUGUGGCUAAAGCUCUGGCUGAGCUCAUUAGUGCCACCAAGUGUGCAGCAGGCAAGGCAGCAGAUGAUCCGUCCAUGUAUCAGCUGAAGAGUGCUGCCAAGGUUAUGGUGACCAAUGUGACUUCUCUACUGAAGACUGUGAAGGCUGUAGAGGACGAGGCCACACGGGGCACCAGGGCACUGGAGGCUACGAUUGAGUGCAUCAAACAGGAAAUGGCGCUGUUUCAGUCCAAAGACUCUCCAUACAAGACGACAACGCCCGAGGAGUUCAUUCGCAUGACAAAGGGGAUCACCAUGGCAACAGCUAAAGCAGUAGCUGCAGGAAACUCUGCGAGACAAGAGGACAUCAUUCACACCGCCAACCUGAGCCGCAAAGCUAUUUCGGACAUGCUGACCACCUGCAAGCAAGCGGCCUUCCAUCCUGAGGUCAGUGAGGAUGUGAGGACCAGAGCGCUCAGGUUUGGAGUGGAGUGUACAACUGGAUACAUUGAACUACUGGAGCAAGUUCUCCUGGUCCUGUUGAGGCCGUCCCCUGAGCAGAAGCAGCAGCUGGCGGCUUCCUCCAAACGUGUUGCAUGUGCAGUCACAGAGCUCAUCCAUACUGCCGAGGCCAUGAAAGAUGGAGGUUCCGAGUGGGUGGAUCCCGAGGAUCCAACUGUAAUCGCGGAGACUGAGCUGCUCGGAGCAGCAGCAUCUAUCGAAGCAGCAGCCAAGAAGCUGGAGCAGCUCAAACCCAGAGCCAAACCGAAGCAGGCCGAUGAAACGCUAAACUUUGAGGAGCAGAUCCUAGAAGCUGCCAAGUCCAUCGCUGCAGCCACCAGUGCUUUGGUCAAAUCAGCCUCUGCUGCCCAGAGGGAGCUGGUCGCUCAGGGGAAAGUGGGCGCCAUCCCAGCUAAUGCAGUGGAUGACGGACAGUGGUCUCAGGGACUCAUCUCUGCCGCUCGAAUGGUAGCAGCAGCAACCAGCAGCCUGUGUGAAGCAGCCAAUGCAUCUGUUCAAGGCCACGCCAGCGAGGAGAAGCUUAUCUCUUCGGCCAAGCAGGUGGCAGCCUCCACUGCCCAGCUGCUGGUGGCCUGCAAGGUGAAGGCAGACCAAGACUCUGAAGCCAUGAGGAGACUGCAGGUUGCAGGAAACGCUGUGAAAAAGGCAUCGGACAAUUUGGUUCGUGCAGCUCAGAAGGCAGCUUUUGACAAAGCGGAUGAAGACAACGUUGUGGUCAAGACCAAGUUUGUGGGUGGAAUAGCACAGAUCAUUGCAGCCCAGGAAGAGAUGCUGAGGAAGGAGAGGGAGCUGGAGGAAGCAAGGAAGAAGCUGGCUCAGAUUAGGCAGCAGCAGUACAAGUUCCUGCCCAGCGAACUUCGGGAGGAUGCCAACUAAUAAUUACCGGCUCCUCCUUUCAAACUCCUCUGUCUGUGUGUGCAGAUUUGCACGCAUGGGAAGGCAUGUGACCUACAGAGACUUCAGGCGCUGAUUUUUAUGAACCGGUGAAGCUUCCGUCUGCAGAGAAACACACCUGACUUUAUUGCAUGAAAAGAUCAAGUCAGAUCCGAAAUAUUUUAUACUACUACUGCGUGGAAAUGACUACUUCUCCAAAACAACAUGAAGAAUGUGGUAAACUGACAUAUUUUAUUGUCCAUGAAAAGCAUUAUCUACUUUAACUAAUGUAAACCAGAAUGUGACAUGCCAGGGACAAACAGCAUAGCUCACACGCUCUCUUGUGCGCCCAUAAGCUAGACUUUUCUUUUACGCUUAAGUAUAGAACUUUGAAAUGAAGAAUUGAUUGCACUGCUUUUCCUGUCACGUCUGCCGUGUAACUUCACUCUGAAAGCAAAAAAACAACUCUGGUUGUGGGAAUGUCAGCCUUCAUGCUUCUGUUUGCACAUUAGUGUCAGUGUGAGUCCUGCCACCACUGUGGGAAGACUUGAAUCCAGUAGUCAAAAACCCUAAUAUGGAAGGAGGAAUUAUGCAUAUUGGUGUUUCUUAGACACUAGUGAAUAUUUCAGGAAUGGAGUUGGUUGGUUUGAGAAGGAUUCAUUUAAUUUUGGGAUUCUGUUUUUCUUUUAUCCAUUUUUUUUAGCUCUCCAUAAUAAACGCUUGGAAGAAACCCAUCCGGAUAGAUGUGUGCAAACUCUGACUACACUACAUGUGAAUUUUGUGCAACCAUAGGCAGAUUAUUUAUUACUCGUUAAUAUAUUAUUAACCUCUAGAUUUCUUUAGGAGCAGAAAUGUUUGCAUUUUAACUUCAACUAAUGUAGAUUGAGACAAUUUAGGGACAAGUUUUGAUCAUGUUUCCUUUCUGUUAGACUGUUAUAAAUAUAAACAGGAGUUGGAUCACAAUGCAAUGGAAUGGAUGGUGCUUUAGGGGGCAGCAUUGGUUAGCAGUACCCCAUGCAACAUAAACUGGUUAUCCAAAGGAUGAUGUUGCUGUGAAUGGCUUUAAAAGCUCAUAAUUCUGUCAGGAUGAGGGAAAAAUUGUGUGUGUGGUCACUACCUCUACUUUGGUCCAUUUCUUAGUGUUAAUUUCUUACACCAUUACCCAUUUCUUUUUAGGAAUACUGCUAGCAUCACUUCAGCUUUAGUUGUAUGCAUACAACGGUUUGGCAAUGAUUUGAAACUCUUUUGCAAAAGUCUCAUCCCUGCAACUGAUCCAUCUUUUUUUUUUUUUUCCUGGGAGCUCUGUGCAACUUGCUGCAUUAGAAGUGUCUUGUUUACUGAGUUUGAUUGUACGCUUAGUUUCUGCUGUGCAAAUGCAUGUGUUUGCUCUUCAAAUGCAGAAUAAUGUAGACUUUCACAUAAGGGCCGCACACCCCCACACCAUACAGCUGGAGGCAGACAGCUGUUUUACAGAGGUUGCUGUGCUGAGGCAUUUUCUAUCUGAGCAUUAAAUAAAGGGAGAAAGAAAGGGAAUGUCCACUGCUUAUAUUGGUUUGAAUGUUUGUUGUGUCAUUAUUAGUGCCUUAGUCCUUAGCCCAUACAUUGUCAGCACCGUUUGAGUGGAAGCUUCACAUUAGUGGUUGGUUAGUUGAGGGUCCUGGAGGAGCCAGUGUUUAAAGGUUAAAAAAAAACUUGCAGUUUUAAAUGUUCUAUCAGUAUCAAUACUGUAUAUGUAUUCUACUCAUGGACACAUUUUUGUACUGCAUUCCAUGGGCUUGUACAGCACCACAGUGCUUCUAAACUUCACAGACUGCAGACAUAAGCCAGUUAGCUGCUUUAACGUGUGUUAUGAAGUCUCAAAAGUGUUAUGGUUGGGCUUUUUUUUGGUGCAUUUAUGCCAUAUGAAAGAUAAAUGAGGUUGGAAUAUUUCAAUGUAUACCAUGAAGAUGUGAUGCAUUUCAGUGCUGUGGGAUAUUUGAGGUGUUACUAAGAAUCCAUGCUCCCUUUACAGAAUUCGAUUUGGAAGCUGGUACGCCAAAAAUGAUUGACAAGUUGCAUUAUAAAAGAUGUUUAUCUGGCCUUGAUUAAACUAUUUUUUUGUAUUCACCCGAAAUAAAAUGAUUAAGUAUAAUGAAA